This is a messenger RNA of Microstroma glucosiphilum, 1260 nucleotides long. RefSeq lists its product as hypothetical. The transcript is spliced from 2 exons. NCBI's taxonomy places the organism in Eukaryota, Fungi, Basidiomycota, Exobasidiomycetes, Microstromatales, Microstromataceae. The record is from RefSeq and is a predicted model, not a curated record. The annotation marks the transcript as partial.
CGAUGAAUCUGCUGCGUCUUGAAGACGUCUUCUUUGGUGGGACCGAGGAGGAGCGCCAGGAAGCCGAGUCUGCCCUCAACAAGAUCAACCUGCUGCGAGUACGAGCUCAGGAGCGCAGACAGGAGGCUCACCGUCGCCAGUCUCUCACCGAGAGCUUCCAGAAGCUACAGGUAGAGGAGAGCCUGCUAGACAAGGCGCUGAGCGAAGUAGAGGAGCUGAGGCGCACCAACGAGGACCAGAGGAGCAAACUCUUCAUAGAGGCGGAGCAGCUCUUGAAGAGGAGCCAAGCGCUCAUUGAGAAGAAAGCGCUGGUAUCACAAGCUCGAGCCAGACUCAUCGAUGAAGCCGGGCGAAAGGAUUGCCACAUUUCUUCGGCCAGUGAGGAAGAGGUCAAAGCGAUGUCCCCUCCCGAUAGCCCUCCGAAGAAGGGGCAUCCAUCCCAUCCAGGCCUGGUCACAGUGCCCAAGCGUACUGCCUCCCUCAAAGAAGCUGUAGGACCUACCAGCACUCAAGCUACAUCUCAACCACCUUUGCAAGAGGCUCGCCGCCCACAGACCGCCUCCGCCGUCUCCUUGUCUCGCGCUGGAAGCCGCACUCGCCCAGCCACCUCCUCGAGCACCACCCGCACCGUCAGCGGCCUCUGGCGUCGCUCCUCUGUGGCCCACCCUAGCGACUCUGUGCAGGGAGAUGCGAGUCACGAUACUAGCUUUGGAUCCUCCAUCGCUUCUCGAGGCUCUUCGCUGCGCAGCUUGUUCGCGCCUUUCUCUCGCAGCAAGGAGCUGGACCUCAGCGCGAGCGUCGCCACGCCCAGAAAGGACAUCCACUCCUUCUACGUCCAGCAGGGGCUUGCUGCUAAGGAGCAAAGGAAAACAAAGCAGACUCAGGCGGUGGGGCAGGAGCCAGAGUCAGAAGAAGGGUAUGAAGAGAUUGCAAAUGACAUAACGAGGGGCCCGCAAGACGAAAGCCAUGCACAGGGGAGGAUCGCAAUGGCUUACGUCUGAGAUGACCGGUGCUAGUUGUCAUAGUGAUGCGAAGCGCUCAAUGCUAGAAGUCCUCAUUCACGCUGCUGCUCUGUGUGAGGCUUGAUCGAGCACACUAUCCCAUAGAGUCUCUCGAGCUGCCCUGCACUACUCGAUGACGACGGUCGCCGCACCUCUCAGCACCCUCUCUUCCCCCGACACCUGGUCCGAGAUGAGCAGGUCACCGAUCGAAUGUCGACCUCUCAUAAGCGCCAUCAUUGGUAGGAGAGCAAGCUCGGAA